AUGUCGGAACCUGAGGAGGAGCUGCAGGGAGAGCAGAGAGAUAGCUCGAAGAAGAAGAAGAAGAGGAAGGAAAAACGAAGCGGGAAGAAGAAGAAGCAAGAGAAGCGGGAACAAGAGGAAGAAGAGGAGCAGGUGGUGGAGGAAGAGGAGCAGAGUGAGUGUGUUGUGCUGCGUGGGAUCUUCAAACUGGGGAAGAAGAGUCACGACGUCCUGCUCACCCGAACCAGGCUGACCUGGACCCCCAUCACGCCAGAGAACCCCACAGGUGAGGCGUGCGUGCUGCAGCCAGGCGUGGUGCUGCUGCAGGACGUGUUUGCGGUGAAGGUGAAGCGGCGGCGAGCGGCGGGCCAGCAGUCCGGGGGAGCCGUGCUCGGCGUGGCUCUGUUCUGCAGCAGGAGGAGAGGGAAGAGGCUGGAGGAGGACACGCUGCACCUCCACAACGCCUCUGCAGAACACACAAACACCUGGUACAACACCUUGAAGGAGCUGCUCACAGGGUUCAGCAGUCGUCCCAGGUAUCUAAAGGUGUUCAUCAACCCCAGCAGCCACAAGAAGGAGGCCGUUCACAUCUACAGAGAACAUGUGGCUCCACUCUUCAAGAUGGCUGACGUCCGCACUGACAUCACCGUGACAGAGAGGAAGGGUCAUGCUCUCUCAGUGAUGAAGGAAUGCAAACUGGAUGAAUAUGAUGGAGUGGUGUGUGUUGGUGGGGACGGUUCGGUGGCAGAGCUGUGUCAUGCUAUGGUCCUCAGAGCUCAGCUGGAUGCUGAUUCCCCAGAGAAGCCAGUGAAACCAGUGCUGCCACUUGGAAUCAUUCCUGCUGGUUCUACAGACGUGGUCUCCUGUUCUGUUCAUGGAGUCAGAGAUCCAGUCACUGCAGCGCUGCACAUUGUCCUGGGUCACCUGCAGCAGGUGGACAUGUGCAGCUUCUCGUCUCUCGGUCAGUUGGUGCGUUUCGGUUUCUCUGCCAUGUUCGGCUUCGGUGGGCAGAGCUUAGCUCGGGCGGAGAAGAAGAGGUGGAUGCGGUCGUCACGACGACGAGAGUACGCUUUGGUGAAGACCCUGGCUAGGCUGAGACCAGAGGACUGUCAGCUGUCCUUUCUCCCAGCAAAGAAGCCAAACAGGAAUUUGUCUGAACAUCGAGACCAGGACCAGGACCAGGAUGCAGAGUCAGAGGGGGAGGGGUCCUGGACGACCAAUCAGGGCCUGUAUCUGAGCAUCAGUAUCAUGUCCAUCCCCUGUCUGAGUCCACACACACCUCAAGGACUGGCUCCCAACACCAGGUUGGCAAAUGGCAGCGCAGCAUUGAUUGCAGUUGGAAACACUUCCAGGUCAGAGUUCAUCAAACACCUGAAGAGAUACAGCAGCUCCAGUGGACAGUUCAGCUUCUCCUUCGUGGAGACGCACACUGUCUCAGCGGUGAGGGUCCGUCCCCGGUCGAUGGUUGGCUGGUCGGAGGAGGAGAGCGACGAAGAGGGUGACUCCAAAACCUCGCCCAUCAUCCAGUCAGAAGGAGCUGCCUUCCCCUGGAACAUCGACGGAGAGCUGGUGGAGAUUGCUAAUGAAGUGCUCGUCAGGGUCCACCCACAGCUCAUCACUCUGUAUGGGGAGGAGGUGGACGAGGCUGAGUCAACCGCCUCCUGCAGCUGCAUCUGAAUCCAGCAGGGAAUGCAGCUGUGUGUGUUUGGAUCAAGACACGUCACCAUAGCAACCAAAACAACUCAACAGUGCCCUCUCUAGGCCAUUACUGUUUUCAUGGCGACGUGAACUAAUGUAGAAGUUUAAUUCACAGUAGCAAAAGCACAUAAAUAUAGCAGCAGAGCAGCUUCCUGUUUACAACGCGUACAUUAAAGCUGCAACAUGAGUUGAUUUU
Molecule: messenger RNA, 1873 nt
Organism: Chelmon rostratus (copperband butterflyfish)
Lineage: Eukaryota; Metazoa; Chordata; Actinopteri; Chaetodontiformes; Chaetodontidae
Gene: cerkl
Product: ceramide kinase-like
Exons: 14
Coding region: 1-1656 (551 amino acids)
Molecular function (GO): kinase activity
Source: RefSeq, a predicted model, not a curated record